GGGGACCGAGGGGGCUGCGCGGGGAUCCCCUCUCCCUGGGAAGAUGGCCGAGUCGGGUGCGGUGCGGACCUCGCCGCCCAACCACCGGCCUUCAGAUUCUGCUCCAGUAUAGCAACACACUGCAGCUUCUGGCUUGCAGAAGGAAGGACUAGAAGGCCACUGAGGUGUUGGCAGAAUUCCUGCAGCUUGGCAUUACUUUGACCCUCUGGGGUGUGGCAUGUGUGAGAGAAACCUUGCCAUCCCAUGUGGCAGAGGACUUCUUUGGCCCUGAAGAGAAAACUUCUCUGUUCGACAAGACCUGGAUGGCAUGGAUGGAUUUUUAAGAUCUGAUGAGAGACAAAGACUAGCUAAAGAAAGACGAGAAGAGAGAGAAAAAUGUCUUGCUGCCCGGGAGCAGCAAAUCCUAGAGAAACAGAAAAGAGCUAAGCUCCAGUAUGAAAAGCAAAUCGAAGAGCGAUGGCGGAAACUGGAAGAGCAGCGGCAGCGGGAGGAUCAGAAGAGGGCUGCUGUGGAAGAGAAGAGGAAGCAGAAACUCCGGGAGGAGGAGGAGCGGCUGGAGGCGAUGAUGCGUCGGUCCCUGGAGCGCACACAGCAACUGGAGAUGAAGAAGAAGUGCUCAUGGGGAGCUUCACUGGCCACAGGGCCUGGAGGACGUGAUGGUGAAUCAGAAAAUACCCCACCCCCUCCUCUAGGUUUAGCAUCCAGCACCCUUCCUCCGGACCCAGGGACCAGUGCCACCGCUGCCGAGUCCACCAACGCAUGUGACAAACUUUCAACAUCAGCCAUGAAUUUGCCAAAGCAGACGGAGCCUCCCAUGAGUAAGCGCCUGUCUUCAUCCACCGUGGCAAUAUCCUAUUCCCCAGACCGAGCUCAUCGCACACACCUUAGUCCCAUGGAAACCUUUCUUGUUAUGCGACUGUUGACUCCCACACAGGCUUCUUUAGCCAGAAGCAGAAGUACACUCAUGCUCUCUGAGCAAACCAGUGACUCAGUAUCCCAUGCCUGUCCUCGUGUAGCUCCUGCUGGCCCUCUUAAAUCUUCUUACAAGUCUUCUCCCACUCGGAGUGCUGAGAGGAAGAAGACUACAUCUACAUCUGGCACAGGAGAUUCUGGGAAAGGAGCCCCUGCAGGAGCGGAGGCCUCUCCGACAGAGAAGAUGAAGAGAGGCCCUCGAACAACAGCUUCUGUUCCCAGCGUGGGCCUCGGGUCUCCUCUGAGAAGAUGUGAGUUUCCAGGAAGCAUUUCUAAGCGGUCAUCCUCUCCAGUGACAUCCAAGACAACUUCAAAAGCAUAUCCACAGUCUCCAAAGAAUGUGAAGCCACCAUACCCAGGGUCUCCUGUGAAGUACCGCUCUCCCACCUUUCCCAGCCAGGAAACACCUAAGAGGAAAGCAGAGAAAGAGAAGAGCAAUAAAGAAAGGGAGGGUGCCCUGGCCCAGCAGGCAGCUGGCCUGCAUGGGGAAGAAGCCCCAGAGAAGCACGUGGUGGACAAGCAUGUCACAGAGAAGCAUUUGGCCACAGGAGGGAAGACUGAGGGCAGUGGAGCCUCAGGGAAGCCCACGGCAGGCACCACUGAUGCAGGAGAGGCUGCAAAGAUCCUGGCUGAAAAGAGACGACAAGCCCGGCUACAGAAAGAGCAGGAGGAGCAGGAACGGCUGGAGAAGGAAGAACAGGACAGGCUGGAGAGAGAGGAAUUGAAAAGAAAGGCAGAGGAGGAAAGGCUUCGCCUAGAAGAGGAAGCCCGUAAGCAGGAGGAGGAAAAGAAACGGCAGGAAGAGGAAGAAAAAAGAAAGGCAGAAGAGGAGGCUAAGAGGAAGGCCAAGGAGGAGCUGUUGUUAAAAGAAGAGCAAGAAAAGGAAAAACAAGAAAAAGAAAAGCAAGAAAAAGCCAUGAUUGAAAAGCAGAAGGAAGCAGCAGAAGCAAAGGCCCAGGAGGCAGCUAAACAGAUGCGUCUAGAAAGAGAACAGAUCAUGCUGCAGAUUGAGCAGGAGCGCCUGGAGAGGAAGAAGAGAAUAGAUGAAAUCAUGAAGAGAACAAGGAAGAGUGAUGUGUCUCCAGAAGUGAAGAAAGAAGACCCAAAAGUAGAGCUUCACUUGCCUGUGUGUGUGGAAAAUAAGACAAAACCAGUUGUCCCGAACAAAAUAGAAAUAAAUGGGUUGAACACCUGCCAGGAAGUUAAUGGUGUGGGGCGUACUGCCCCAGAAACUUUUCCUCGAGACGUUUUCUCUAAUGGGCUUAAACCAGUUGGGGGACUUGUUCAUCUAGACACCCUUGAUGGGAAAUCAAACAGCCUGGAUGACUCAACUGAAGAAGUUCAGUCUAUGGAUGUGAGUCCUGUUUCAAAGGAAGAGCUUAUCUCCAUCCCAGAAUUUUCACCAGUAAGUGAAAUGAUUCCUGGGGUGUCUCUGGACCAAAAUGGAACUGGUAAUGCCCGAGCACUUCAAGAUCUCCUAGAUUUCACUGGUCCGCCCAUGUACCCCAAGCGAUCCAGUGAAAAUCUCAGCCUGGAUGACUGUAACAAAAACUUGAUUGAAGGAUUUAACAGUCCUGGCCAAGAAAAUACUCUGAACACCUUCUGUUGACAAAUACAUCUCUUUAAUGAAAGGUGGUGUUUGGAGAACCCAUGAAGCUACUGGUAGUCAAAUCCAAGCUGCUGGUCCUCUGAAGAAGCUUCUGUUGUCCUAAAUCACUGGAUUCCAAAUUAUUAGAUGAAAAUGUAACUGUAUCCCUAGUUAGUAUGUCAAACACUGACCACUCUUGGUAGAAACCACUCUUGGUCGAAACCUUGAAACAUUGGCCUUGUUGGGCUUUAGCGAAGUUUCAUGUUACAGUUCUAUUUAUGAGCUUCAGCUGCUGAUAAAGUGCUUCCUAUACUACUUUAUCAUCAUAGUGAUCCUCUGAAUAACCCAGGUGAUUCUGUGUUGGAAAUUCACCUUAUAACCAUUCUUAUUCCCAAAGUUGGAGUACAUAAACAUUUAGAUGUCUUUUCCUGUAAAUAUUCUAGACAUUGACUCAAACUCUACUUAAACUUACACUGAACUUGGGCUGCUUAUCUCCCUGUCUGUGUUUAGAAGAAAUUCCAGAGGGUUUUCCCCCUUUUCUGUGGUUUAUUUGUUGGAAGUUACUAUCAAGCUGUUUCUUAUUAUUAAGCUUAGCCACCUGCAAAAUGCGUUGCCCCAUAUUACUCCUUGGGGGGCUGACAGAAUAAUAUUGUCUGGUUGAUUAAGAAAACUAUUAAGCAAUGUGGAAUGAUUUCUGUUCACGUAUGCAUUUUAUUAUAGACUCGGGCACCUGAAUCUAGCAAGGGUCUUGUCAUUGUUACCCCUUAAAAUAUCCAAGCCAUCGAGUAGCUUUUGGACUGAAGGAAGCUUGAAUGAUUUGUGGGGCUCAUGCACAGGUGGUUGGUUUUCAUGUUGUUGCUACUGUUUUUCUCUUGGAUCUUGGGGCCCUUGUUUGUUUGCUCCUGUGUUUGCUCAACUCUAAUGAAACCAGGCUCAAAUGAAAAUGAUAGUGCUCUGGAACAAGGGGGCCCUGAACUGGACCCAACAUGUCAUUUUAACAGACCAACAUAAAAAUAUCAGAACAAGGGACAAUGACACUAGAAUGUAUACUUCAUGUGUUUUAUGCCAUAUAAUGUGUUUUCUUAAUUUUUUUUCUUGUGGUGAAAUGUGACUUUCAGAUUAAAAUGACCUCCUUUGAAACUGUUUUUUGUUUGAAAACUUCUUUGAAACUCUUGUACAAUAAAGAGUUUGGAAAAGAUCCAUAAUUCUGACUGAGGUUUGCAACCAGGAGAUAAAAAGAAGUCUCAAUAAUAAUCUUGUUCAUGUGCUUUUAAAACCAGCUACAGUUUAAGACUUUAUCAGUUAUGGAAACUGUGUAUGUUUGUGUAUGUGUAUAUAUUAAAUAAAAUACAUGCCUCCAAUAAUGCAGUGCCAUUGAUCUUGAAUAUCAGGGGAAAUCCCUUUUAUGACAAGCACACAGAAAAUGAUAGCAUGGUCUGACUUUCAAAAAAUGCCUCACCGUCUUUCUUAGUUUUAUUUUGCUAAAUGUUUGUUUUGUUGUGAUCUGUUGUGCCUCAUAGCACCAUUGUGACCAUGGUGAUGCCUCAUGUGCAUGAUGUGUUCAUUGUGUUUAAUGUGAAAUACAUUUUCAUUGAAGA
Molecule: messenger RNA, 4158 nt
Organism: Neofelis nebulosa (Clouded leopard)
Lineage: Eukaryota; Metazoa; Chordata; Mammalia; Carnivora; Felidae
Gene: MAP7D2
Product: MAP7 domain containing 2
Exons: 20
Coding region: 308-2581 (757 amino acids)
Biological process (GO): microtubule cytoskeleton organization
Cellular component (GO): microtubule cytoskeleton
Source: RefSeq, a predicted model, not a curated record